Messenger RNA from Pristis pectinata (smalltooth sawfish), 2073 nucleotides. RefSeq names its product solute carrier family 13 member 3 (gene slc13a3). Gene Ontology annotation, molecular function: sodium:dicarboxylate symporter activity; succinate transmembrane transporter activity; citrate transmembrane transporter activity. Bases 89 to 1867 code for a protein of 592 amino acids. Gene Ontology annotation, biological process: monoatomic anion transmembrane transport; citrate transport. The record is from RefSeq and is a predicted model, not a curated record. NCBI's taxonomy places the organism in Eukaryota, Metazoa, Chordata, Chondrichthyes, Rhinopristiformes, Pristidae. The transcript is spliced from 13 exons. Gene Ontology annotation, cellular component: membrane.
CUUCACGUGUUAGUGCUUGCUGCUGAAAUUCAAACGAGAGAGAGAGAGAGAGGACCGUGAGAGUUUGACAGAGGCAGCGACUGUAAGUAUGGUGAAAAUCGGGGUGAUCGCCAAGAAGGCUUGGAGCCUUCGCAAAAGCGUUGUGGUCUGCUUCACACCUCUGCUACUUUCACCCAUAUUACUGGUCAUGCCUCCCAAGGAGGGACGAUGUCUCUAUGUGAUUCUCCUGAUGGCUGUGUACUGGUGCACAGAGGCACUACCAAUCGCUGUGACAUCCUUGCUUCCCAUCAGUCUCUUUCCUCUCCUUGGGAUCUUGCCAUCUAGUAAGGUCUGCCCUCAGUACUUUCCUGAUACCAACAUUCUCUUUAUGAGUGGCCUCGUCAUGGCGUUGGCAGUUGAAGAGUGGAACUUACACCAGCGAAUAGCAUUGUUUGUCCUCUUGUUUGUGGGAUCGUCUCCAGCGAGGCUUAUCCUGGGAAUGAUGAUAACCACAAGUUUACUGUCAAUGUGGCUUAGUAACACUGCCACUACUGCCUUGAUGAUGCCUAUAGCCAGGGCAGUGGUCCAAAGCUUAUUCGGCACCAUGGAAGUUACCUGUGAGUCUACUAAGCUUAAAGAUUGUGAAGAAGGCUCAGAUCUCAAAGAUAAUACUUCAAAGGAACCGUUGCCUAAUGAGGGGUUACAUUUGUCUUCUGAUGACAGCCCGGAGAAACUUGAAAUUGAUGCUAAGUUUACAUUAAUGCGACAGAAGGCAGCAUUAGAUGAGAAGAACCUGUGGAAAGGUUUCCUCAUCUGCAUCCCUUACGCUGCGAGUAUCGGAGGGACCGCCACACUGACUGGGACAACACCAAACCUGAUUCUGGCCGGGCAGCUGAAAAUUUAUUUCCCUGGCAGCGACAUGGUGAACUUUUCCUCCUGGUUUAUGUUCUCCUUCCCUCUCGCAUUGCUCUUUCUGGUCAUUGGCUGGCUAUGGAUCUCUUUCCUGUAUGGAGGAUUCAAUAUAAGGUCAUGGAGCAAGAAGAGGAGGAUUGAUGAGUCCCAAGCCAGAGUGAGGAGUGCAAUAAAGAGUGAAUACAGUAAACUGGGGCCAUUCACGUUUGCAGAGGGUGCAAUUUCAGUUUUCUUCUUCUUAUUUGCGGCUAUGCUUUUCACAAGAGAUCCAAAAGUCAUUCCUGGAUGGGCCAUUUUGUUCCAAAAGGGCUAUGUGUCCGACGCGGUGACUGGAGUGACGUUCGUUAUUGUGCUGUGCUUCUUUCCAUCUCAAAAGCCUUCACUGAAGUGGUGGUUUAAUCCAGAAGCCUCAAGAAAAACAAAUCCGUCCCUGCUAACCUGGACGAAAAUCCAAAGUAAUUUACCCUGGAAUGUGAUUCUGCUACUUGGCGGAGGUUAUGCCAUAGCAAAAGGCUGUGAGGUCUCGGGACUGUCUGUCUGGCUCGGCAACCAAUUAAACCCACUUGUGAACCUCAAGCCAAGCAUUGCUCUCAUUCUGAUCUCGUUCCUAGUAACGUGCUUCACUGAAUUUGCCAGCAACACUGCCACAAUUGUAAUAUUGCUACCAGUUUUAAUUAAACUGUCUGUCCAUAUGAGGGUGAAUCCUCUGUUCCUGAUGGUCCCAGCGACUGUUGUAUGUUCCUAUGCUUUCAUGCUGCCGAUAUCAACACCUCCAAAUUCCAUUGCAUUUGCCACAGGCCAUCUAAAGGUCAAGGAUAUGGUAAAGUCCGGGAUUGUUAUGAACAUUUUGGGCAUUCUUCUGAUCUUGUUAGCUGUGAACACGUGGGGUUACUACUUGUUCGAUUUGUCUACUUAUCCCCAAUGGGCAGAGCCUAUCCAGAAUUUCACUCGCCUCUCCCUGAAUCGCACUGUGUAACCCAUGGCACCGUAGGACUUCAGGUUACAAGCCGUGUGAGAGACAAUGCAAUGCUGUUAACAUUGCUGAAGUGAAGCAACUGUCUCAAUAUUAGACCGGAUCCAACUGUGCAAAAUACCUGAAGAAUUUACGGAUCUUACACAUUUUUUUAAUGAAUAUUAACCAUUGAUUUUUAUAUUGGAUAUAAAUGAUAAUUGUUUUAAAAA